This is a messenger RNA of Solanum dulcamara, 1182 nucleotides long. Its product is annotated as short-chain dehydrogenase ptmH-like. The record is from RefSeq and is a predicted model, not a curated record. Lineage: Eukaryota; Viridiplantae; Streptophyta; Magnoliopsida; Solanales; Solanaceae. Gene Ontology annotation, cellular component: endoplasmic reticulum. The transcript is spliced from 3 exons. The coding region runs from base 177 to 1007 and encodes 276 amino acids. Gene Ontology annotation, molecular function: oxidoreductase activity.
GAUCGGAUGGAUUCAAAUUAAUAAAUAAAAAAGAAAAAUACAACUAUGUGAAGAGGUGAACUGCGAUUUUUUACAGUAAUGAAGAAUCCAACUGCGAAAACUCUAUUAAUCUAUACUGUACUCAUAAAUCUCCAUAGCUUACAAAAUCCCCAAACUUCUUCUCUCUGUAAAUUGUAAUGGAGGAAAGCAGGGAAGUAGUUCUAAUAACCGGCUGCUCAAAUGGCGGUAUAGGUCAUGAGUUGGCUCGAGCUUUUGCUGUCAAGAAUUGCCUUGUUGUCGCCACAGCUCGAUCCUUGACAUCCAUGUCCGAUUUCCAAAAUGACCCACGAUUCUUUCUUCAACAACUCGAUGUUUUAUCUGAACAAAGUGUGACUCAUGUACUCACCAAUGUUCUUGACAAAUUUGGGCGUAUUGAUGUUCUUGUUAAUAACGCUGGUGUACAGUGUGUUGGCCCUCUUGCUGAACUCCCUUUAUCUGAAAUUCAACAUACCUUCAAUACUAAUGUCUUUGGUCCCAUAAGGUUAAUUCAAUCUGUUGUUCCGCACAUGGCAUCCAGGAAAAAAGGGAAAAUUGUCAAUGUGGGAAGUUGUAGUGCUUUGGCUCCAGGACCGUGGUCUGGUGCUUAUAGUGCAUCCAAAGCUGCUGUACAUUCAUUUACUGAUACCUUGAGACUGGAACUUAGGCCAUUUGGCAUUGAUGUCAUCACUGUUGUCCCUGGAGCUGUGACUUCCCACAUUGGAGACACUGCCAUUGCCAAUUACAGUAAAAUGCCAGAGUGGAAGUUGUACAAGAAAUUUGAAGAACCAAUCCGGGCACGAGCACAUUUCUCACAAGGCCCAAAAUCAACUCCUGCAGAAGAAUUUGCAAAGAGGACUGUGAACGCUGUGCUGAAGGAGAAACCUCCAGCUUGGUUUUCUAUUGGCCAUUUGUCUACUAUUGCAGCAAUCAUGUACCACCUUCCACUUUUUAUCAGAGACUUCAUUGUCAGGAAAGGGAUGAAGUGUUGAUACUGCGUUCUUAGAUUUGUAUCGUCAUUUUAACUUCUCAGUCAGGUGUGGUUUCUGUCCCUUGAUAAGCAAAUAAUUGUCUUGGUUCUCCGUUAGAUAAAGAUUUACAUCGAUGAAAUACAGAGUGUUCUCACAGGAUUGUGAAAGAAAUGAAAGAUAACGUGGAAUUGUCUGA